AUGGUGCUCAUUCCCAGAGGCCGAGUCGUUGUCACGUUCCUGAGUGUAUUCUGGAUCUGCCUCGUUUCUUGGUUCGAGUACUUCCGCUUCUCUCAUGAUGGAAAGCAAUGUCCAUGGCCAGACAGCAAGUUCUUACCAAGCUCUGACAGCACCGUCAAGCCAUACCAUAUCCUGGUCAUUGCCGACCCACAGAUCCUAGACCACAGAUCCUACCCAGAGAGAGGCUUCUUCCUAUCAUGGAUAACCCGACUCAUCGUCACUAUCAACAUGCGCAAGAACUGGUGGGUCGCAAAGUCAAAGAAGCCAGACGCCGUCAUAUUCCUAGGCGACUUGUUGGACGGAGGUCGAUUCGACAUGUCUGAUUCAGAAUACAAAAGCUAUGUUGGGCAAUUCAACAGAAUAUUCCAACUGGACUCUUCUAUACCCAAAUAUUAUAUACCCGGCAACCACGACACAGGCCUCGGAAUAGUCGAAUGGUUCUCCCCAGAUCGCUACGACCGCUAUAAAUCCUAUUUCGGCGAACUGAACUAUGAAGUCCACGUCGCCAACCACACACUGGUCUUCAUCGAUGCACCAGGCUGGGCCGAUGAAGAACACAAGAUGACCGUUGCAAAGAAGACAUUCAAGGAUUGGGAUCCUCUCCCUGGCGGAGCUAUAGAAUUCAUCAAUAACUGGAAACGGACGGACAAUGAACCUACGAUCCUCCUCAGUCACAUUCCCUUGUAUAGACCUGACGGUAAUGGCUGUGGCCGCCUCAGAGAGCGGGGGAGAAUUCGCCCAGGCGGUGGUUUAGGCUAUCAGAACACUCUUGGAAAGGACGGAAGUGAGAAACUUCUGACCACCCUUUUCCCAACUCUAAUCCUCAGCGGGGACGACCACGACUACUGCUACUACAGACAUUUCGUCCCCUCUGUACCGGAAAAUCCAAACCCCGGGAGCGCGAAAGAAAUCUCUGUCAAAUCCUUCUCAAUCGCGAUGGGCAUCAAGCGACCCGGCUUCCAACUUUUGUCCCUCGCACCCACCCCCCUCCGCAACCCUGACCACAAAUACAAACCAAAUGACGAUGUACCCUGCUUUCUCCCCGACCAGUUAGGGAUUUACAUUAGGAUUUACCUUCCCGUGUUUGUGCUCACAGUGGCGCUGGUCUGCAUGACAAACCUAUGUUGCUGGAGAUCGAAGGCCAGUAGGAGGAGGCACAGGCUGACCAGGAGCCAGGACUACGAGAGCGGAAAGCUCAGUCGGUCACCGGAGAGGAGAAGCAGUUAUCUUCCUUCGCCUGUCUCCGCGACGAUGGAUAGAAAUGUCAAGUCGUCGGACAAACCACCGGUCUGGCCCAAACUCUUUUUCUGCUUCUACCCUCGAGGCACGGGGAGGAGACACAACGCCUGUCUCAACUGUUUGCUUGAUAUUAGAGACAUCGCCAUCUACCCACUUGCUAUCUUUGUAAUCAUCUCAUAUUGGUUCUCGUAG
Coprinopsis cinerea okayama7#130 is the source of this 1470-nucleotide messenger RNA. Its product is annotated as CDC1. The transcript is spliced from 6 exons. Gene Ontology annotation, biological process: GPI anchor biosynthetic process. Gene Ontology annotation, cellular component: endoplasmic reticulum. The coding region runs from base 1 to 1470 and encodes 489 amino acids. Lineage: Eukaryota; Fungi; Basidiomycota; Agaricomycetes; Agaricales; Psathyrellaceae. The record is from RefSeq and is a predicted model, not a curated record. Gene Ontology annotation, molecular function: hydrolase activity.